This is a messenger RNA of Zonotrichia leucophrys gambelii, 632 nucleotides long. RefSeq names its product hydroxysteroid dehydrogenase-like protein 2. NCBI's taxonomy places the organism in Eukaryota, Metazoa, Chordata, Aves, Passeriformes, Passerellidae. The coding region runs from base 315 to 605 and encodes 96 amino acids. The record is from RefSeq and is a predicted model, not a curated record. Gene Ontology annotation, cellular component: mitochondrion. The transcript is spliced from 3 exons.
UAGGCAGGUUUAUGUAGAUUUCAGUGUGUGAAUUCUCUCACAUUUUAAUCCUUGAUUGGCUUGAUCUGUGGAAAAUCUCUGCUUUGCAUCUCGGGCAGAAUAAACAAUGUCUCCUUUCUAAACCCUUUGUCCAUCUUUAGAGAGUUCUGAAAGUUGGCAAUAGAAGCAGAAAAUUAUUUACAGUUUAGAAGCCUUUGCAGAAGAAUUAAUUUAUUGGAGGUGCUGCCCAAGCAUUCAGAGAGGAGAAGAAAUUAAGCAGAUCCCAGCAGGAAGGAGCAGAUGCGGCCAAGGCAAAGACAGAAUCUGCUGCAGCCAUGCCAUCGGGUCCUGUUGCAGAGACGUUCCGAGUUAUUCAAGGGGCAGUGACUGAGGAGUACGUGAGAAGUACUCAGGGUGUCUUUCAGUUUGAGCUCUCUGGCGAUGGUGGAGGCACUUGGUAUAUUGACCUGAAGACCAAGGGUGGGAGCGCUGGCUUCGGAAAGGCUCCCGUGGCAGCUGACGUGGUCAUGAGCAUGUCGAGUGCCGACUUUGUGAAGAUGUUCACAGAUUUGGAGGCCCAUAAAAAUGAAAUGACUAAAAAUCUUGUGACUGUUUUGCUACUGUGAGUAACUGGAGAGAAAGUUACAGGUUUU